Molecule: messenger RNA, 3166 nt
Organism: Homarus americanus (American lobster)
Lineage: Eukaryota; Metazoa; Arthropoda; Malacostraca; Decapoda; Nephropidae
Gene: beta-Man
Product: beta-mannosidase-like
Exons: 18
Coding region: 287-3127 (946 amino acids)
Biological process (GO): glycoprotein catabolic process; carbohydrate metabolic process
Molecular function (GO): beta-mannosidase activity
Source: RefSeq, a predicted model, not a curated record
UCACGAGUAAAGGGAGGCCCGGCCCCUCGACUGUCCGCUGUAACAAGCACCCGGGACCUGGCUCCUAAUUUGAUGAUAUUUAGUUAAUGAUAAGACAUACAGACAUUUGGUUUAUGCCGAAGAUCACAUAAAGAAGCUCCCAAUAGUUGGCUUGGGUUUAAUAUGGUCGUCAUGGUGGACCUGUCGUUGAUGUUAUAAUGGUUUUACUGCGCCUCAACAACUGUGGGCUAUUAUUGGCUGAACAAAUGGACGGUGUUUGAGGCGGCCGGGGAGCAGGCGGUUCAAGAUGGUGGGUGGUGACUGGAUGAGGGCAUUGGUGAUGGUGAUGGUAUGGGCUUGGGAGUGGUGGUCUGGCCUCGUUUUCCACACAACUCUCGCCUCCGAUACCACUUCCUGGCUACUCUCCAAUGAUAACGGGUCGGUGGUGUUGGGCGGGACGGUUCCAGGCGGGGUGUACACAGAUCUCCUUAAGGCUAAUGUACUGAGCCAGGGAGACUUCUACUAUCGCUAUAAUGACAUCGACUACCGCUGGGUCUCCCAGCAGAAUUGGACCUACUCCACCGUCUUAACUGUUAAUGCCAACCUGUUGAGCCAUGAACGAGUGGCCCUCAUAUUUGAAGGUGUGGACACUGUGUCUGAGGUGUUGGUCAACGGCGCACUGGUCGGCACCUCCAACAACAUGUUUGUGAGAUACUUGUACAAUGUUAAAGAUCACCUUCAGGUGUCUGAGAGCAAUACACUGAAGGUGAAGUUUGAGUCGCCUGUGGAAUAUGCUGCACGUCAGUAUGCGACCCAGGCGGAAAACUAUGUGGUGCCACCCAAGUGUGUGGACCCCGCCUUUAAGGGUGUGUGUCAUGCCAACCACAUACGUAAGAUGCAGGCAUCCUUCAGCUGGGACUGGGGGCCAGCCUUCCCCAAUGCUGGCAUAUGGAAGGACUGGCGUUUGGUUGGGUGGGAUUCUCUGCUGGUGAGUGACAUCUUCUUCUCAGCUGUGCCCAUGACCCAGUUGCCUCAAGUGCCAGAUCAUGACCUCAAGCCAAGCUGGUCUGUCACUGUAAAGGUGUGGUGUGAUGCUGCUGUAAAGACUGGUGAUGCAGGAGGAAGCAUGACCCUCUCCCUGGGCAACAUAUACAGCAGGAAGCACAUUGUUUCUUACACAGUGGAAGAUUAUAAGGCCUUACUCACCUUUAACUUUACACUUGAGGAGGGUCAGGUAGAGAUGUGGUGGCCCAAUGGCUAUGGUGCUCAGCCACUAUAUCAGCUGACUGUCCUCUGGGCCAAUAAAAUUGAAUCUGAGACUUCCAGCAAGAGUGUUCGGGUUGGCUUCAGAACUGUUGAGCUAAAUCAGGACUUUGUUGAUCCUGACCAUGAAGAAAAAGGCCGGCACUACCGUGUGCGUGUGAACAAUGUGACCAUGUUCAUGAAGGGAAGUAACUGGAUACCAGCUCACGUGCUACCGGAAAAGGUGACGCCAGAAUAUACCCGCCACCUCCUAAAAACUGCCGCAGACACGUACCAGAACUGCAUACGUGUGUGGGGCGGCGGCAUCUAUGAAUCUGACGUAUUUUAUGAGGCUGCUGAUGAGUUGGGUAUUCUCAUCUGGCAAGAUUCUAUGUUUGCAUGCAGUAUGUAUCCCGUGAAUCAAGAUUUCCUGGACACAGUGACACAGGAGGUGGAGACACAGGUGCGUCGUCUGCAGCACCAUCCUAGCAUCCUCCUCUGGGCCGGUAACAAUGAGAAUGAGGCAGCACUUCGAGACAACUGGUAUGGCACUUCCUCCAGCUUUGAACAAUACCACGCGGAUUAUAUUCUGCUGUAUGUUGACACCGUGCGGAUCUUAACCCAGGAGUUAGAUGGUACUCGACCAUUUGUCGUUAGCUCCCCCAGCAAUGGCAAAGAAUCUGAGGAAGAGGAUUAUAUUGCUCAAAACCCAUACAGCACCUUGUAUGGAGAUGUUCAUUACUACAAUUACUUAAAUGAUGCCUGGAAUGGGGCAGGAAUACCACGUACUCGAUUCGCCUCCGAGUACGGCUUCCAGUCUUGGCCAUCGUUCAAGACCCUGAAGGAAGUGACAAUAGAGGAAGAUUGGAAUCGUGCGUCUGCCAUGAUGUACCACCGUCAACACCACCCUGGAGGUCAAGAGGAACUGGCGCUGCAGAUUGGUCUUCAUAUGCACAUGCCACCCCUGGAUGGAACUCUCAAGACCUUCCAAGAUUAUCUUUACCUUGGUCAGAUCCAUCAAGCUAUGGCAAUCAAGACACAGACUGAGUUUUAUCGUCGAGGAAUGAGUGAGCUGAAUGAUAAUGGAGAAGGCUACACCAGUGGGGCCCUUUAUUGGCAACUUAAUGAUAUCUGGCAAGGUGCAUCCUGGGCUUCGAUUGAAUAUGGAGGACGAUGGAAGAUGCUGCAUUACUACUCCAAGAAGUUCUUCUCCCCUGUCAUUGUCUCUCUCUAUCACGAAAAUGAUGAUUUGAAGGUUUAUGCUGUGAGUGAUCUGGUGGAUGACGUAUUAGACCUCACGCUUGUUGUUGACCUUCAUCGAUAUGAUCAAACAACACAAGUCAAAUCUUACAAAAAAAAUCUAACCAUGAAAGCAGCAGAAGCAAAGUUCGUGGCAACCUUGAAUAUGUGGAAAGAUUUGGACAUGAAUUCCCUAUGUCAACAAGGCCUAUAUGACGAGGAGGACGUCUGCUUUGUUGUGUCCCGUCUGAUUGCUGCCAAUGGCUCUCUUGUUGCACCUGAGAACUUCCUCCUCUUUGGGAAGCCUAAGGAUGCAUAUUUACCUCAUGCUACUGUAACAAUUUCCACCAUCUCCGGGCCCAUUGUAACACCUCAGAGCAACUGGACAUUCACAGUGAAGGUAAGAAGCGAGGCGGUGGCGUUAUUUGUGUGGCUGGAGGUGGAUGAACCUGGUGUUUUCUCUGACAACGGUUUCGUGAUGAUUGAUGAGGAGUCAGUCAUCAUGUUCUACUCUGCUGAAGAUACCACCGUGGACGCCCUUCAUAGCUCCAUCACUGUCAAGUCUCUCACAGACACUUACUCUGUGGAAACUAUAGCCAAGGCCGCAACCGAGAAUCUGAUGUUAUGUGCACUCCAUCCCAACGACAUUAGAAACUUGUUUGUGUGAAUAAGACAUUUAUUUACAGUAUAAAAGUAUAGAAAAUUA